Molecule: messenger RNA, 1673 nt
Organism: Vitis riparia (riverbank grape)
Lineage: Eukaryota; Viridiplantae; Streptophyta; Magnoliopsida; Vitales; Vitaceae
Product: probable DNA primase large subunit
Exons: 19
Coding region: 60-1418 (452 amino acids)
Biological process (GO): DNA replication, synthesis of primer
Cellular component (GO): alpha DNA polymerase:primase complex
Source: RefSeq, a predicted model, not a curated record
AGAUGAGGCUUUUUGUUAUCUAGGCAACUACCUGCACUGCGAUUGUGAGAAGGGCAAAAAUGGAAAUAAUCCGAUCUCAGAGGAGGCCUUCCAAGGUCGACGAUGUCGUCUCAACACUCCCUCUCUACCGUUCAGCUCCUCCCCUGCAAGUCAGGCUAGAAGAUUUUGAACUUUUUGCCAUAGAUCGGCUUCGAGUUCUUAAAGGGAUUUCUGAUGGAUUAUCCCGAGGAAAGAAGCCUGAUGAAAUGGAAAAAUUGGUAAUCGAUCUAUGGAAGGCAAAUAUGAGGCAUCCACAGGCAUCUGAGUUUGUCAACAAGGAUAUAAUUUCCCACUUUGUUCUUAGGCUCGUUUAUUGUAGGACGGAAGACUUAAGGAAAUGGUUUCUUUCCAUGGAGACUGCCCUCUUUCGCCACCGAUUCCGUCUUGAAACUCCAGAAGCUCAGAGGGUGUUAUUGUCAGAAUUUGACCAUCCUUAUAAAGCAGUUAGCCAUGCCGAAUUUGAGAGUGUAAAGGAAAAAUUGGGCCAAGUUGCACGUUCCAUUGGGCAGUCUUUACCCAGUGCUGAUGCUAUAUACUUCAAGGUACCGUUUGAAGAAGUCCCUGAACUUGUAGCUGGCCGCAGAGUGUUUCUUCAGAAAGGGCAUGCGUAUGUUGCUAUGAAUCAGGUGGUUUCUCUUGUUGUCACACAAUUUCGCAGCCAUCUAUCUAAGGCACUUGUGCUGACAAACAGAAAAUGGACUUCUACCAUCAGAGAACAAGAGAAGGAGCGGCUGACUCCUAUUGUAGAAGCCUUAUCUACAAGCUAUUUGGGUCCAGACUAUUCUCAGCCAAGAGAAUUUGUAGAGAUAUCAAUAAAAGACAUAGAUCAAGUAGCUAACAGUUCAUUUCCUUUGUGCAUGCGUCACCUAUUUGAAAAGCUAAGGGAGGAUCAUCAUUUAAAGCAUGGAGGGAGGAUGCAAUUAGGUCUUUUUCUCAAGGGGGUUGGAUUGAAGUUGGAUGAUGCCCUUGCUUUCUGGAAAGCUGAGUUCUCCCAGAAGGUUGGUUCUGAAAGGUUUGACAAAGAAUAUGCUUACAGCAUACGCCAUAACUACGGAAAAGAAGGAAAGAGAACAGAUUACACACCUUAUUCUUGUCAAAAAAUUAUUUCAUCAACUCCUGGUGUAGGAGAUCAUCACGGUUGCCCUUAUCGACAUUUUAGUGAGGAGAAUUUAAGAGCUGCUCUUGGCAAGAUGGGUGUGGGCAAUCGUGCAAUGGAGGAUGUAAUGGACAAAGUCCGAAAUCGACAUUAUCAGUUGGCAUGCACCUUAACGUUUGAAGCUGUUCAUGGCACCUCCUGUGAUGCUGGAAUUAAUCAUCCAAACCAAUACUUCAGUGAUAGCCAAAAGAUCCUGCAUCCAAAAGUAGAUCCUGCUAGAUGAAUUUGCAAUCCGGUCCAGUAAUAGCUCUGACAAAGAAAACUGUUUGAUGCUAAACUGCAGGAGGAGAAGAUGAUAGCCAAAUCUCAGCCAUGAAAAGAUGCAUAAUCGCAGCAACAACAAAAUUGUAUAUCAAUCAAUCCCAUGACAUGUUACUGUCUUUGGUGGUGCUAUAUUAUCAACCAUAGUCACAGGAGUUCACUUAAUAACUGAGAAUACUUAAAUAAUUUUAGAUUAAUAAUUUAUUAUUUAGAUUUA